Molecule: messenger RNA, 4592 nt
Organism: Solea senegalensis (Senegalese sole)
Lineage: Eukaryota; Metazoa; Chordata; Actinopteri; Pleuronectiformes; Soleidae
Product: ADP-ribosylation factor-binding protein GGA3-like
Exons: 16
Coding region: 795-2624 (609 amino acids)
Biological process (GO): vesicle-mediated transport; intracellular protein transport
Cellular component (GO): trans-Golgi network
Molecular function (GO): ubiquitin binding; small GTPase binding; phosphatidylinositol binding
Source: RefSeq, a predicted model, not a curated record
GUGAGCAUAGUCUUCUAAUGGGUCACUAGAGUCUAGGCCACAUUCUACUAAUUUUUCCAGUUUGGAAGUUAGACAAAAUGCUAACGACUUGCAGAGAAAACAGUUACAGGCAAACACAAGGCAAUCGGAGAUGGCAGACUUCACCCCAUUCAUGCAACAAUCCUCUGUCGGUCUACAUGUGUAACUGAUUGUGGCGCAACGUUAAAGUGUGUGAUUCCAGAUUAAGAGGUUGGGUAUUCAAAUCCAAGUUAGUGUCAAAAUUCUUGCUGUUGCUCAUAUUAGCAAGCCAGUGCAGAAACACAGACACACACACAGAGUCACCAAAAAUGAUACUGUCACCCUGAAUAUAAUCCUUAUGCACAUUAAGGUCCCACGUGGACAUGCUGGGCUCUGGGUUACAGGCAAUUUUAUACGCAUUCCUGAUGGCAGCAGCUGAAAGGCAUGAUUGAGGUCAUGUGUCAGAUGUCAUACAUAGAUAAUAAUUUAAUUUGCCUCCUCGUUGUCGUUGUUGCUGGAGAAAAUGUUCCGUAAGCAACAGAAGAAACUUCCAAGUAUAUUUCCACAAAGGAAAUUCAGACCAAGUCAAAGCAAAUAAAUGAGAAAGUUAAAAAAGCUCAGAACACAUGUACAUGUAGAGGGUGUGGUGGGGUUGUUGGUGUGGUGGGUGUACCAGCAGAAGUGUGUGACGGAGUGACACAGUGUGAGUGUCACAUGUCACCAGUUUGACACCUCCACUGCUUCCUCGCACAUAAACACACACACACACACACACUCUGGAGGAGACAGACCACGACAUGGCGACGGGUGACAGCUUCGACUCAUGGCUCAACCAGGCCACAGACCCAAACAACCAGGUGGACAGGUGGGACUGCAUCCAGGGCUUCUACCAGCUCGUCAACAAAGAGCUCGAUGGGCCACAGGUCGCCAUUCGCCUUCUUGCUCACAAAAUCCAGUCCCCACAGGAGAAAGAGGCUCUGCAGGCGCUCACUGUUCUCGAGGCGUGCAUGAACAACUGUGGAAAGAGGUUCCACUGCGAGGCCGCCAAGUUUCGGUUCCUGAAUGAACUCAUCAAAGUGUUAACACCAAAGUACUUUGGAGCGUGGACUCCUCAGAAGGUGAAGGACAGAUUGACAGAGGUUCUCUACGGCUGGACGCUGUGGCUGAAGGACGAGCCCAAGAUUCAGGAAGCGUACGGCAUGCUGAAGAAACAAGGGAUUGUGAAGGAAGAUCCCAAACUGCCAGACACACUUAUCAUCGCUCCACCUCCACAGAGAACCACAGAGUCUGUUUUUGACCAGGAGGACAAAGCCACACUCUUAGCCAGACUUCUAAAGAGUGGCCGUGCUGAAGACCUGGAAACUGCAAACAGACUCAUUAAAAGCACCAUCAAGGAGGAGCAGGAAAAGGCAGAGAAAGCACUGAAGCGUGAAUCCACCCUAAAAGAGGUGAAGAGUUGUUCCAUGGAGCUUAGAGAGCUCCUGAACCGGCACACCGUCACUGGAACCUCGCUACCGCCGAGUGAUGACAUGAAGACUCUGUACGAGCGCUGUGACCGGUUGAGGCCCAGCCUGUUCCGUCUGGCCAGCGACACGAUGGAGGACGACGCCGCACUGGCACAGAUCCUGGCAGCUAACGACGAGCUGACGCUCACAGUGAAUGCCUACAAAGACGGCCUAGGGAGAAAAGAGUGCAACGGUGGAAGAGAGAGAAGUAAAAGUGAAGAGGAAGCGAAGAGUAAAAACAGCAGUACUCCCACGAGUCCCAGAGAGAUUAAGAGCUACCAUCUCAUCGACCUGUCGGCACUGGACUCUCCUCAGUCUCACAGAAAAGCAGAUUCACCACCGCCCUUUGAAUCGCCUUCACUGCAUCCCUCCUUUCACCUGGAGAACGCCGUCCACUUAGUACCCACAAAAAAUCCCACUAAAUUAGACAACAAAGUGUCCAAUCAGACUCGAGAGACGACAAAGUCGUACUACAAGGAGCUAAUGCAGUUUAAUGAAGACUUUGAGAAGAAUGAUGAGCAGGAUGCGGGGAGGGGCCUGCUGCGAGCUCGAGGAUGUGGAGGAAACGGCGUCAUAUCAAACGGGACUGUUACUGGCUUAUCUUGUCCUGUCAAGUCGUUCCCUCAAAUUCAUCAGUUCACCAGCGGAAUGAAUGCAGUGUCAGUGGAGAACACAUCUGCAUCUGCACUGCAAUCCCUGAGACACGUCUUUGUUCCAGUGGACUCCAUCAGAUCCAGUCACCUGGAGCCCAUCACGUUAUACGAUCAGGGUGGUGUCCACGUCUCUCUCCAUUUCGCCAAAGACUCCCCGCCGGGUUGUCCAGAUGUUGCCGUGGUCGUCAUAUCCACAGUAAACACCUCUGCCUUUGAUGUGAAAGACCUCACAUUUCAAGCUGCCGUUCCUAAGACCAUGUCGGUGAGACUUCAGCCUGCCUCAGGGACACAUCUACCUCCGUACAACCCUCUCCUGCCUCCACCUGCCAUCUCCCAGGUCGUCCUACUGGCCAAUCCUCAGAGGUGUAAGGUGCGUCUACGCUACAAGCUGACACUGACUCAUGGAGACCAACAGCUGCUCGAGACCGGAGAGAUUGACAACUUCCCAGACUGGAAGUCUUUCCACUGAAUAAAAUCUCACACUGGAUUAAACAACAACAACAACAAAAAAACUCUGCACCUGAGACCUAAGAACCUAGAUUUUAAUACAGUUAAACCUCAGGUGUGUUUAUUGAACCCCUGAUUCAGAUAUUGAGUAUUCUGCACUUGUCUUACAUAGUCGUAGCAGGUACUAUCGCUAAUGGAAAAGCAAAAUAACCGUGUCAUGCUGAGGCGAGGCGAAACCAUGUAGUGGAACAGCGGCAUUAGUCUGCUGUUGCUUUUUUGCAAAUUGCUGCUGUUGAUAAACUGGUAUAUUUAUCAUACAGAUAUGUGUAUGUCGCUGGUUACAUCUGCAUGUGAAACUGGAAACAUCUUUGUUUAUCUUCAAUACGUAUUUAUUAAGUUCUGUCUUUUUUUUCCCCCCCCAAAAAAGGUAUUGUGUAGUGAAAAGAGUUCAGACUCCCUGGUGAUGCUUUUGAGCUGCUCAUGACUAAGAACCACACAUUUUGCGUAGAUUUGACGUUUCAGCCUUCAGUUCAGAAACGUUGUGUCACUCCUACUUGACGCGUGCUGGCAAUCACAACAAUUAGCCUCCACCUGUGGGGAGGGAGCAGUCAAUCAUACAUCAGGAAACACAGUGUACAAAUAUUUUUUUUCUAAUAGAUGUGCACACAUACGUGUCAUAAAUACUUUUUUAACUCUAGAACAAUGCAUCAAAAAGAGAAAAGAAACCACCACAGUGUUCAGUCCAUGUGUUUCAAGUUAGGGAGGGAUAUUUUUUUCAGUACCAAUAUCUCUUUCAGCUUCUUGGAUCAUCUGCCUCCAUCUUGUGUCGUCUUCUGUUACACCAACUGUCCUCAUGUCCUUCUUCACAGCAUCCUUAAACCUUCUUCUGUGGUCUUCCUCCUGCUCCAUCUUCAACAUCCUUUGUCCUUGCUCUGCUUGUGAUCGAACUGUCUCAACCUUGCCUCUCUUUAUUUUAUUUCCAAACCAUUCUUCAAACCUUCCUACUGGACAGUUCAUGGUGCUUCUGUGUUCUGUAUUUCAUGCUUUUCAUGCUCUACUUCCAACUUAUGACUUACCACAAGGGCACAAGUAAUGAGAUUGAUGAGCAACCCAGACAUAAUUAUUCCUUUUAUAGGCAUUUCUUUGCCCCUAUGACGACGUUUGAAGCUGCUGCAACAAUAAGUGUAAUUGCUUUGGCUCCAACAUCAGGAGUUAGGUGUUAAAGUCUUUUAAAGUCCUUGUAGCAGCUUCAGUAAGAAGAGAUUUUUGAUGUCUUCUUUGCUGAAAAUUGUUCAUAAUUGCGUUCAAUCUACACAAUCUGGUCAGAAUCCGCUCACAUCUCGCAAUGUGGCUUUUGCCAUUUCUUUUUUUGAUGCAUAGUUGUACAGUUAAAAGAUAAUUUUUGUAUUUUUGUUUCUACUCAUGUUUAACAGUCAAGUAAGCGGUGAUUGAUUGCUCCCUCCCAACAGGUGGAGGGUUAAUUUUUGUGAUUGCCAGCACACGUGUCAAGUCGGAGAGACCGGCAGUAUUAAUGAGUACCAGUUAACAUUGCAGUGUUCCAGAUCACAAAGGCCUGGAAUCCAAAAGGUCGUCAUUUUAAGUAAAAAUCUUUUUUUCUUUUGCCUUAAGGAAUUACCAGUAUCUGUGUAUACUUUCAAAUGUUUUUUCAACAUGUGAUGAUGCCAUUUGAAGAAACACCUGAGUCUAAUGCAGUAAGAAAAAACCUACAUCCUCUAAACCAUUGAGUCAAUUGUACAUAAUAAACUGCCAACUAAGUGUUUCAAAAGCCUCUUUCACACUAAAUUACGACGCUUUACCUGGGAUUUUUGGAUUUUUGAAUCACCCCUGGAAACGUGGUUCAACCAAUCCCACUUUGGAGCCUUACAGUGACAUCAUAAUUUAACGUAGAGACGUGCAUGAAACAACUAACCCUGUGUGCUGCUUUCACUUUCAUAUGACUUGCAGUUUUUAUUAAAAUCCCCUAAAAGUG